This is a messenger RNA of Prosopis cineraria, 726 nucleotides long. RefSeq lists its product as uncharacterized. Lineage: Eukaryota; Viridiplantae; Streptophyta; Magnoliopsida; Fabales; Fabaceae. The coding region runs from base 23 to 532 and encodes 169 amino acids. Gene Ontology annotation, molecular function: calcium ion binding. The transcript is spliced from 4 exons. The record is from RefSeq and is a predicted model, not a curated record.
AGUCCACUGUUCGUGUCUCAUCAUGGGUCAAGUCUUGGACAGGUUACAGGAUAAGAAGUGGAGGCAAGGCAAAAUAAGGAAGAUAACAGAUAAAGCAUUUGAAAGUCUUAAGAAUGAAGAAGAAAAGGCUCAAUUGACAUUUGAAGAUCUCUAUAUUGCUGUUUUACUGGUUUACAAUGAUCUCAAUAAGCAUUUGCCUGGUCCGCACUUUGAUCCUCCCUCGAAAGACAGAGUCAAGCAAGUCAUGAAGGAAUGUGAUGUGAAUCCUGAUGGGAAAAUAGACCGUGACGAGUUUUAUGAGUUCAUAAAAAGAAUGACAGGAGACACAUUCACAAUAAUAAGCCAAGGGAUGAUUGUGACUUUGGUUGUGGCUCCAAUGUUGGCGUUUGCAGCAAUGAGGGCCAUUGAAGGCGUCCCUGGUGUGGUUGGCAAAGUCGCAAGAAAGCUUCCAAAAUCAGUUUACGUGUCGCUUAUCACUAUUGCUCUCGUGGCGCUCUGUAAUUGGAUGCAAAGGAUUUCUUAUCACAGCUAGUCUUGCCUGCAACUAAUAUUCUGUGUUUCUACAUUAAAAAAAAAAAAGUUUCAAAUGUAAAGAUAAAUUUAAAAAGAAAAAAUAAUAAUAAAAUCUCUUCAAAUUAUGUAAAUGAUAUUUCAGUCCCUCAAAAUGUCAUAAUACUAAUGAAAUCUCUAGGAACUUUUGUGUUAUUAAAGAAUUAAUGUACAUGA